CGCGCGCACAGUUGACGGCCGCGCGCAGCACGCUCGGGGCCGGGAUGGCGGCGGCGGCUGGAAGCGGGACGCCCCGGGAGGAGGAGGGGCCCAGUGGGGAGGCGGCGGCCCCGCAGCCGCAAGCCCCGACGAGUGCGCCCGGGGCUCGUCUCUCGAGGCUGCCUUUAGCGCGAGUGAAGGCUCUGGUGAAGGCGGACCCUGACGUGACCCUCGCGGGACAGGAAGCCAUCUUCAUUCUGGCACGAGCCGCGGAACUAUUUGUGGAGACCAUUGCAAAAGAUGCCUACUGCUGUGCCCAACAAGGAAAGAGGAAAACCCUCCAGCGGAGAGAUUUGGAUAAUGCAAUAGAAGCUGUGGAUGAAUUUGCUUUUCUUGAAGGAACUUUGGAUUGAUUGCUGAGGUGGGCAGUUACGUGAGCUUUCACCUGCAUCCUUUGGCCAGCCCCUCUCCUGCAGGCCUCAGCUUUGAAGAAUGGAGUAUUUGGAAUAUUGUACUUACUACCUGCUUUUCCUGUUUAACCUUCACCUAGCUGGGAUAAGCAGAGAUCUCACCUGUUAGUUUUUUCUCUGCAAGGUCUUCCAUUACUUAUGUCUUCCAUUUCAGGCUUGGAUGCAGUCUCUGCUGUUUGAGACAGAGGAAAAGAAAAUGAUUUGUGUAGGUUGCUUAAUGGAUGGUAAGGACCAUAAUAAAGGUCUCUGAUAAUUUCAA
Nyctereutes procyonoides (raccoon dog) is the source of this 708-nucleotide messenger RNA. It is a transcript of the gene POLE4, whose product is annotated as DNA polymerase epsilon 4, accessory subunit. Bases 45 to 392 code for a protein of 115 amino acids. Lineage: Eukaryota; Metazoa; Chordata; Mammalia; Carnivora; Canidae. The transcript has 4 exons. Gene Ontology annotation, cellular component: nucleus; epsilon DNA polymerase complex. Gene Ontology annotation, molecular function: protein heterodimerization activity. The record is from RefSeq and is a predicted model, not a curated record.